AUAUAUAAAAACAUGUAAAAAAUUUUCACAAACAUAACUCAAUCUCUAUUGUAGUAGUUUUGACAAUUGAAAUGGGGAGAGAAGAAGAGGAUCACAUAAAGGUACCUCUAAUUACUAGCAUAAUCCAUGAAGAAAGAGAAGGAAAUAGUAGAGUGUUAGAUGAAAUAAAGAAACAAUUAUGGCUAGCAGGACCUCUCAUAUGUGUCUCCCUUCUUCAAUAUUCUCUCCAACUCAUUUCAAUUAUGUUUGUUGGUCAUCUUGGAGAAUUAGCUCUCUCUGGUGCUUCCAUGGCUACUGCAUUUGCUAGUGUCACUAGCUUUGAUUUAUUUCUGGGUAUGGCAAGUGCAUUGGAUACACUAUGUGGUCAAUCGUAUGGAGCGAAACAGUACCAUAUGUUAGGAAUAUACAUGCAAAGAGCAAUGGUUAUCCUUAUGUUCGUCAGCAUUCCUUUAGCCGUCAUAUGGUUUAACACCGGCUCAAUCCUUGUAGCCGUGGGUCAAGCCCCUGACAUAGCUGAAGAGGCCGGGUUAUAUGCCCAGUACAUGCUCCCUAGCCUCUUUGCCUAUGGCCUUCUCCAAUGUCUUGUAAGAUUCCUACAAACACAAAAUAUCGUGUUCCCAAUGAUGGUGAGUUCCGGGAUUGCCACUUUGAUUCACAUAUUUGUAUGUUGGAUUUUGGUGUUCAAAUCCGGGCUUGGAAGUAAAGGGGCUGCUCUGGCUAACGCAAUCUCGUAUUGGAAUAAUGUCAUUUUAUUAGCAUUGUAUGUUAAGUUUUCAUCUUCUUGUGCCAAAACAUGGACCGGGUUCUCCAGAGAAGCUUUUAAAGAUAUCAUUGCUUUUAUCAAGCUUGCUAUACCUUCUGCUGUUAUGGUAUGUUUGGAAAUGUGGUCAUUUGAGAUGAUUAUUCUGUUUUCUGGGCUACUUCCAAAUCCCAAGUUGGAGACCUCCGUGCUUUCUAUAUGUUUAAACACUGGUGGAGUUAUUUGGAUGAUCCCCUUUGGACUUAGUGGUGCUGUGAGUACACGGGUCUCCAACGAGUUGGGAGCUGGACAUCCACGCACAGCACGGUUAUCUGUCACUGUUGUGGUAGUUGUAGCUGUUAUUGUGGGAAUUGUAGUAGGUUCCGUUUUAAUAUUGAUUCGUAAUGUUUUGGGAUACGCAUUUAGCAAUGAGGUUGAAGUUGUGCACUAUGUCGCAACCAUGUUGCCAAUUAUCGCAGCAUCAAACUUCUUGGAUGGUCUCCAAUGUGUUCUUUCAGGUUCCGUACGAGGUUGUGGGUGGCAGGAGAUAGGCGCAUACAUUAACCUUGGGUCAUACUACCUUGUGGGCAUCCCUUUAGCCGUUUUACUAGCCUUUGUAUUACACAUUGGAGGGAAGGGAUUAUGGUUUGGGAUAAUAGGUGCAUUGAUCAUCCAAGUGGCCUCAUUGUUGACGAUUACUAUACGUACCAAUUGGGAUUCAGAAGCUAAGAAGGCCCACGAAAGGGUGUACGAGUUUGCAUUGCCAACAGACAUGGUGUCAUAAUGAUAAAUGCCUUCUAAUUCUGAAGGUGAUCAUUUCAGAAAGGAUUUCAGUUGUGUUGAGGAGCUAUUACCCAUAUGUAAUGUUGCCCGAGUUUACCCAAAAUUUUCGAUGAAAUACCAGUUAGCAUACAUGUAAUAAAUUUCUGUUUUGAUAAUUUUUUUAAUGAUAAAUGAUAUAUCAUACAACAAAAACUAAGACUUUUAUGCGUACUAUAAGUUUUUUACGAGAUUUUUAUGGGUGAAAUAAAAGUUGAAGAGAUUUGUUGGGUUUUUA
This is a messenger RNA of Erigeron canadensis, 1796 nucleotides long. RefSeq names its product protein DETOXIFICATION 16-like. The coding region runs from base 72 to 1523 and encodes 483 amino acids. The transcript is spliced from 8 exons. Gene Ontology annotation, cellular component: membrane. The record is from RefSeq and is a predicted model, not a curated record. Gene Ontology annotation, biological process: xenobiotic detoxification by transmembrane export across the plasma membrane. Gene Ontology annotation, molecular function: antiporter activity; xenobiotic transmembrane transporter activity. NCBI's taxonomy places the organism in Eukaryota, Viridiplantae, Streptophyta, Magnoliopsida, Asterales, Asteraceae.